Rana temporaria (common frog) is the source of this 4208-nucleotide messenger RNA. It is a transcript of the gene ASTN2, whose product is annotated as astrotactin 2. The record is from RefSeq and is a predicted model, not a curated record. NCBI's taxonomy places the organism in Eukaryota, Metazoa, Chordata, Amphibia, Anura, Ranidae. Gene Ontology annotation, biological process: neuron cell-cell adhesion; neuron migration. The transcript is spliced from 22 exons. Bases 13 to 3762 code for a protein of 1249 amino acids.
ACCUCCGCGGGGAUGCCGGGGAUGCCUGUAGAGGAGCGGGCGGCACACAGGCUGUCCUUAUACCGGCCGCUCCGAUCUCAGUCCGUCCGUCCGAGCGGCGCCAUGCUCGGGCUCCUCCGCCUGCUGAGCCUCCUGAUUCCAGUGUCCAUGGCCGGCUCCUCGUCCGCCCCGGCGGGGUGUCUAGUGAAGACGGUCACCGUGUCCACACUGCCGGCACUGAGGGAGCGGGAGCUGAGCUGGAGCGGCGCCGUGUCCUCCCUCCAUCCCGGGGAUUCCCGUCUUCCUCUCCACAUCCACAGUGAGGCGCCAGGGAGCGUGUCCGUGAGGGAUGACCUGCACAACACCGAGCCGCCCUACUUCACCCUGGAGAUGUCUGGCACCGGUGAUGACCUCUCACUUGUAUAUUGGACGCAGAAAUGGUUGGAGAAUGGGACCCUUUAUUUCCAUGUAUCAUUGAAUAUGAGGGAACAUACUUCAAUCAGUACCUCCCCAACCAUGGCAGAGCCUGUGCAAGAACUGGAUGAACAACUUCACGUUCUACAUGUAUCGGUCAUGGGAGGACUGAUCGCGCUGCUUUUACUGCUGCUCAUUUUCUCAUUUGCACUAUUUGCUCAGCGGCGCUGGCACAAGCGAAGACGGAUACCACAAAAGAGCGCCAGCACCGAAGCCACUCACGAGAUCCAUUACAUCCCGUCCGUAUUGCUGGGUCCACCGUCAAGAGACUUUCGCUCAUCCAAAUUGCAGCCUCACAGCUCGGUGUUGAGGAUGUCCAUCCGGGAGACCCCGAUUCUGGAUGAUUAUGACUGUGAUGAGGAAGAUACGCCGAGGUGUACGGAAAGAAGACCGAAGAUGGACUGCAAAAAGCAAGCAACCCAGGAAAGAGAGGACAAAAGGCACUUACAAAAAAGAGAUCCAAAGAGGAUCCUGAAGUCAGAAGAGAACUCGGGAUCCGAGACAGGAGAUGAGGCCCAGUUGACUAUCUGGGAACGGCAGCAUGAAAAUCAUCAAAGAAGCAAAGGUGCCUUGAAGAGUCCGCUGAGCCGAACAGCCCUGACAUUGGUCGGGGUGAGUGCCUGCGUCUUGGCUGUGGUGUGUGGGUCGCAAAUAUCCUGUCCACUCACAGUGAAGGUCACACUACAUGUGCCAGAGCAUUUCAUCGCCGAUGGCAGCAGCUUUGUAAUCACGGAAGGCAGCUAUCUCGAUAUAUCUAACUGGGUAAACCCAGCCAAGCUUUUUCUCUACUAUCAAGUAAAUGCCACCUCUCCUUGGGUGCGGGAUCUUUGUGGCCAAAGAACUAUAGAUUCCUGUGAACAGAUCUGUGACCCAGAGACAGGUGAAUGUAGCUGCCACGAAGGUUACGCUCCAGAUCCCAACCAUCCGCACCUGUGUAUACGCAGUGACUGGGGACAGAGUCAAGGCCCAUGGCCGUACAACACCCUGGAAAAAGGUUAUGAUUUGGUGACUGGACAACAAGCGCCCGAGAAGACCCUCAGGUCCACAUACAGCUUGGGCCAAGGCGUAUGGCUCCCUGUCAGCAAAAGCUUUGUGGUCCCUCCGAUGGAGCUAUCGAUCAGUCCGCUGGCCAGCUGUAAGACCGACGUGCUUGUUACAGAAGAUCCCGGGGAUGUCCGGCAAGAAGCCCUUUUGGCAACCCACUUUGAAACAGUUGAUGACCUGCUCUCUUCCUUUGGACCGGUUCGUGAUUGCUCGUUCAGCAAUGGAGGCUGUUCACGGAAUUUCAAGUGCGUCUCGGAGCGUAAAGUGGACACCACUGGAUGUGUGUGUCCUGCAGGUCUGAAGCCGAUGAAGGAUGGAAGCGGCUGCUAUGAAUACAGCAAAGGAAUCGACUGUUCAGACGGGACUAAUGGAGGCUGCGAACAAUUAUGUCUCCAGCAGAUGAUUUCCCUCCCCAAUAAUCCCAGCGAGAGCGCCAUAUACAUGUUUUGCGGCUGCGUUGAAGAAUACCGAUUGGCCAUCGAUGGCAGAUCUUGCAUAUUGGUAUCGGACAUGUGUGAAGGGGCCAGAUGUUUACGACCAGAAAGUCACCUGAACAACACACUGUUUGGGGAGAUGCUUCAUGGAUUUGACAACAAGACCCAAAGAGUCAACCAAGGUCAAGUUUUCCAGAUGAGUUUCAGAGAGAAUAACUUCAUUAAAGAUUUCCCACAGCUGGCCGACGGACUUCUUGUCAUCCCGCUCCCUGUAGAAGAACAGUGCAGAGGUGUCCUUUCCGAGCCAAGACCCGACAUAUUGCUGCUUACAGGUGAAGUUCGGUACAAUGAGGCCAUGGGGUAUCCGGUGGUCCAGCAGUGGAGAGUGCAGAGCAACUUGUAUAAAGUCAAACUCAACUCCAUAUCUCUGUCUGCAGGAUUUGCCAAUGUUCUCAAGGUCAUAAGUUCCCACAGCAGUCGAGAAGAGUUGCAGAGCAUACUCCAAACGUACGGGACGCAUUACAUUUCCGAGGCGCUCUACGGUUCGGAACUCACGUGUACCAUCCGAUUCCCAAGCAAGAAAGUCCAGCAACAGCUUUGGCUCCAGUACCAAAAGGAAACAACUGAACUGGGCAGCAAGAAGGAACUGAAAUCCAUGCCGUUCAUCACUUACCUCUCGGGGUUGCUGACGGCUCAGAUGCUCUCAGAUGACCAACUUAUCCUGGGGGUAGAAAUCCACUGCGAAGAGAAAGGCCGCUGCCCGGCAAGCUGCCACCUGUGCCGACGGGCCGGCAAGGAACAAAUCAGCCCUAUCCCGGUUCUCUUGGAAAUUAACCGGAUCACUCCCCUGUAUAAUUUAAUUCAAGAUAAUUCUACACGAGAGGUGUUCAAAAAUGCAUUUAUGAGCUUAUACUGGUGUACCGGGAAAGGAGAAGUCAUCGAUGAUUGGUGCCGGUGUGACCUUACUGCCUUUGAUGAGAAUGGAUUGCCCAACUGCAGUCCACUUCCUCCACCCGUGUUUCGCCUUUCUCCCAGUAUGGAGCCUUCAAGCAACGUGGUGGCUCUCGAAUGGCUGGAUGUUCAAGCGACUAUAGGAACCAAAGUUUCAGAUUAUAUCCUCCACCAUAAGAAAGUAGACGAAUACACGGACACAGAGCUGUACACGGGGGAGUCCCUGAGCCUCACUGACGAUUUAUUGUCCGGAUUGGGUACAGCUUGUAUUUCAGCCGGUAGGAGCCACGGCGGAUCGACGGACAAAAACCUCUACUCCGUCAUCUUCAAGUGCUUGGAGGCGGACAGUCUUUACAAGUUCAGUCUGAUUGCUGUGGAUACUCAUGGAAGACACUCGGCACAAAGUUUGGUGACCUUACGCACGGCUUGCUCAUUGGUGGAUGACAGUAAAGCUGAAGAAAUUGCAGACAGAAUUUACACUUUAUACAACGGUUACACCAGCGGGAAGGAGCAGCAGAUCGCCUACAACACAUUGAUGGAGGUAUCUGCGUCAAUGCUUCUUCGAGUCCAGCAUCAUUAUAACACGCUGUAUGAGAAGUUCGGGGACUUUGUAUGGAGAAGUGAAGAUGAGCUGGGACCCCGUAAAGCCCACCUGGUUCUUCGAAGACUUGAAAAAGUCAGCAGCCACUGCUCCGGACUUCUACGAAGCACACACAUCCAACGCCGGAUAGACAACAUUCCUUACCUGAUCUGCCACAGCGAAGACCUGCGAACCUCAGGCUUUGUUUUGUACAGCAUUUUAAAAGACAGUAAAUUUACAUGCGAAGAGAAAAUGGUGUCCAUGCCUCGGAACACUUAUGGUGACUCUAAAGGCCGAUAAUCGCGGCCGAGGAAGCCAACCUUGCUCUGGAAGGACUGGCAAGAGCAUCAAUGGUCAUGCCAGGGUAAUGUCAUUAAAGCAGCCAAGAAAUGGUGAACGUCGUAGUGACUUUUAUUCCUCGAGGACGGAUAAGGUGCUAUGGAGACACAUAACUCAUUUUUAAAAAUCCUUAAAAAAGACCAAGAAACCUUUUUUUUAAAUAAAUAUUUUGUUAAUUCCCAUGAAGAGUACCAGCAAAGCCACUACUACACCAUGUACUCCUUGGACGGAGGUGUGACAAAUCUUCUAUUUUUUUCGUUGCCUUUUAAUUUUCCAAUUAGUGUGGAAAUGAUGCAGGGAAUUUUCUAUUUUUUGUUUUCUUGCUUUUUGUAGUUCACUUAAACCUGCUCAGUCCUGUGCAUAUAGUACUACAACCGGUGUGCAUUAAACAUCUUCCUACAAUACAA